AUGGGGGGUAUCCACCGCGGCGCCGCGCCCCACAUCGCGGAGGAUGGCUCAUUCGCCGCCUCCACCUCCAAGCUGCCGGUGCUGCAGUACUUUCCUUGCCGCGGCAGAGCUGAGCCCAUCAGGCUAGUGCUGUCGUACGUGAGGCAGCCUUGGUUUGAAACCCCACCGGCGUCUGUCAGGGACAUCUACCUCAUCAUGCACAAGGAGUUUGACGGAUACCCCUUCAGGCAGCUUCCCCGCUUCAUCGACGAGGUGCAUGGUGACGUCGACCUGGUGCAGAGCGGGGCUAUUCUCAGGCACCUGGGCAAGAAGUACGAUCUGUACGGCAAAGAUAUCAUCCAGGCGGGGCGUGUCGAUAUGGUGCUGGAAGCGGUUUCGGAGCUUCGGGCCAAACUUCGGGAGGUGGUCGUGGUACGGCAGCUAGAGGGUUCCGCCGUACAGCAGUACAUUGAUACCGUGAUGGCACCCGCUGAAAAGCUCAAGGUUUCCAGCAUGCAGGGCCCUGGUCUGGCUAGUCUGGAGUACCUGCUAGCCAAGACGCGAUUCUCCACCGCUGGGUGGUUGGUGGGCGAGGGGCCAUCCCUGGCAGAUUUCGUGGUGUUCGAUCUGGUGGACCUGCAUUUGGCCCAGGGGGAGUUGGCGGAACCGCUCCGAAACCGCUUCCCCGCCCUCCAGGCCCACCAUUCCCGCGUGGCGGAGCUGCAGGUUGGGGGUAUAUGGGUUGGGGCUGUAGGGUGUUUCAAGGACGCUAACAAGGCCCUUUGCUUGGCCACGGCCAUGCCCCUGAAUGCGGUUCUGUAA
Messenger RNA from Volvox carteri f. nagariensis, 801 nucleotides. RefSeq lists its product as uncharacterized. The coding region runs from base 1 to 801 and encodes 266 amino acids. Gene Ontology annotation, molecular function: glutathione transferase activity. The transcript is spliced from 9 exons. The record is from RefSeq and is a predicted model, not a curated record. Lineage: Eukaryota; Viridiplantae; Chlorophyta; Chlorophyceae; Chlamydomonadales; Volvocaceae. Gene Ontology annotation, biological process: glutathione metabolic process.